UCUGGUAGUGUUUGGCGGUUUGUCGCGGGGGUUUAGAGGUUUUGACGACUUCUUGCGGGUACCAAUCUAGGGUUUGCGGAUAAAAAAAAUCUAGGGCUUUCUUGCCAAGCGACCUAAAACCGAUUCAUGGCUUGAAAGCCACGCAGUUUCCUCUGUUCCCACUUCUCAAAGAAUGGGUGAAGUUCCAUCUCUUUUCACUCUAUGUCUGAAUGCAGUUAGGAACGAAAUUCUACGCGGGGAUGAUUUUCCACGAGAUGUUUACGAACUUCCGUCGGAUUUGUUCGAUAGCUUGCUGACAUGCUUGCCUCCAUUGGCAUUGCACAAGUUGCAAGAGCAGAUGCCAUUUGAGAAUUGGGAUGAUGGCAUAUCUGCAGAUGGUUGCUUCAGAAAUCAAAGGAAACGCAAAAGAUAUUCGAACUUCGAUACCUUGUGGAGAACGUUUUAUAAGUCACGUUGGCCUGGCCGUGUCAGUAAAAAACCACCAGUAAAUUGGUUGGAAGGACAAAAUGCAGAUGGCCAUAAAUCAACAAAUGACUGGCAACAGAUCUACUGGGAGGCACACUUACAGAAUUGCCUCGAUGAAGCAGCAGAGAUAGCUUUGCUCCCGUCUUUUGAUGGAUGUAUUGGCGAAGUAAGAAUUCCAGAUGCCGUACUAAAAGCCAUUGGUUAUGAGGGGCACAUGAAUUGUUCAAGACCUGACUAUGCAAAGUUGUCUCAUCAUUGCCAACACUUUUGUUACUUGGCCAGAUAUCUGAGACUUCAAAAUGUUCUUUGCGUUGCAGAAACUUGUAAUUUAUUAAGGACCAGUAAAUUGCAAUGCUUGGAACUACGGUGGAUUAAGUCGCAAGAACACGUUGAAGGAUUGUGCAAGCUUUUGAACCAGAACAGAGAAACACUAAAAUCACUUGAAUUUGUCCACUGCAAGCUUUCUUCAACUAUUGUGGAUACAAUUUGUGAUUCUCUGUACCUGAAGGAUGUUCAUACUCAUACAGUGGAACACUUCUCAAUCAAGACAUCAAGCUUUCUUGAAACCAAUCAGUUUCCAUUGCCAGUUGGACUAGCAUCUUUUUUAUCAUCAGCAAGGUCCUUGUCUUCGCUAACACUCUCAGACAACCAUCUGGGGCAGAAUUUUGCGAAAAUGGUUUUUAGUACUCUCAUCGAUGCUGCAUCCUCCAUAUCUGUCCUCGACCUUUCAGAAAACAAUAUUUCUGGCUGGCUUUCUCAUUUUAGAUGGAGAUCGUCAAGUUGCUCCCAGAUGUCAUCAGGAAUAGGAAACUCAUUGCAAUCAUUACACUUGCUGAAUCUAAGGGGAAAUAAUCUACGCAAAGAUGAUGCAGCCUGUCUUAAAAAUGCUCUGGUUCAUAUGCCUAAUUUGGAGAUUCUUGAUAUAAGUGACAACCCUCUUGAGGAUGAUGGAAUCAUGAUUUUAAUUCCAUACUUUAUUGAGAUGUCUGAAAAGCACUCCCCUUUCAAGGAUCUGAAAGUGGAAAGUUGCGAGCUUUCGUGUGGUGGAGUGAGUCAACUUCUGUCUGUUCUUUCAACCUUAACUGGGCCCCUGAAUUCUCUUUCUAUUGGAGGAAAUGACCUUGGCAGCAAAGUUGGAGCACCUUUGGGGAAAUUUCUAGGCACAGGUAUACGAGCACUGGAUAUCGAAGAUAUUGAACUUGGUCCAUCUGGCUUUCUGGAACUACAGGAAGAAAUAAUAGAGGAUUUGAAGCUUGUCUAUAUCAACAUAAGCAAAAACCGUGGAGGGAAUGAAGCUGCAAAGUUCUUGACAACACUCAUUCCACGGGCUCCCGAACUUGUUGCAUUGAAUGCUGGCUAUAAUUUUAUGCCUUCCCAAUCCUUGUUAUCUAUAUGCUCUGUCCUGAAGGUUGCAAAAGGGAAACUUGAGCAUGUAGACUUGACUGGAAAUAAUUUGUGUGUUCAAUCUGCUGAUGCAACUAUGCUGGCUGAAUUUCAGAAAAAUGGAAAUCCCAUUUUUUUACUUCCUACAUUGCCUGCUUCAAAUGCUCCUUAUGACGACGAUCCUUAGGUGUUGGCAAAGUCUCUUAAUUUCUGGACCAUGGUUAUGCUGCAGAACUACAUAUUGUAGAAAUAGAGAAACUUAUGCUGCAGAGUACUAUCUAUAGAAGUUGCUGAAGCAGUCGUGAGUUAGUUAGCUAUGAUGCUUUCUGCUCAUCCAAAUUACUGAUUUCUUAAACUUAGUGGGAGAGAAUUUCCCUGCUACAUUCUGUUUAAAUGUUUAUUGGUUUGCCCUCAAUCACUGAUUACUUGGGUGUAGCGUUGCUUCUCGGAUUCACGCACUUGUGAACAACACACAGCAACUGUCAGUUCUUCUGGGUAUGACGACGAUCUUCUGGAAUUUGGUUAUGUUAUGAGUCUACAGUUAGCCUGUUUACGCUGACAAGACAGAGGCCCUCAAGGUAGCUGCUACUAGCAAUUGGAAAUCAAGCACUAUUCAUCCCAAUUUCAUAUUCAAGUUUGUUAUUACUCUGGAACCCUUGUUGAUCUGGGAAUAACACGAGUUACUGAAGCCUUUGAGUCACUUCAAGACUUCUGAUUUCUCCUUUGAACGAUGCAGACAUUUCUGUCCAAAAUUCCUAGGUGCUACCUGCUUUUUAUGGAAUCAUUUUCGGUGGCGUUUAUUUCAUAUUGCAGCAUGAAAGCUUGUUUUCAGCAGAGUCAGUACCACAUUGGCACACUUGGCUCAAAUAUCUACUGGAACUCAACUUUCAUUGGAAAUAGUCUACCAUUCUAUGGUAAGAGUUGCUGCGUUUUGGCUUUUCAUUCUUGUUUGCCCAUGCUAGUUCAGGAUGUAUGUUUUUUUUUUUUUUUUUUUUUGGGGGGGGGGGGGGGGGUGUUUUUUCGCUGGGAGAAUGUGACACUAGGAUAAGCUUGGAUUCGAUCAAUCCAAUCAUAACAUAUGCAGUAGAUGUUUUUUGUUGUGCACUAUGGCAACACAAGCCAAUCUCUUUCGCUGGUCUUUACUUUUCUUAUCAGCUAGUACUGCAACUUUGUGGUGCUCGUGGAACACUGUCCACAACAUAACAACCUUUUUCUAUUGAUUUGAAAGGUUUAACUUUUUUCUCUUC
This is a messenger RNA of Rhododendron vialii, 3095 nucleotides long. RefSeq lists its product as uncharacterized. Gene Ontology annotation, molecular function: protein binding. The record is from RefSeq and is a predicted model, not a curated record. The transcript is spliced from 17 exons. The coding region runs from base 173 to 2035 and encodes 620 amino acids. NCBI's taxonomy places the organism in Eukaryota, Viridiplantae, Streptophyta, Magnoliopsida, Ericales, Ericaceae.